Molecule: messenger RNA, 3076 nt
Organism: Cimex lectularius (bed bug)
Lineage: Eukaryota; Metazoa; Arthropoda; Insecta; Hemiptera; Cimicidae
Product: forkhead box protein C1-B-like
Exons: 2
Coding region: 120-977 (285 amino acids)
Biological process (GO): animal organ morphogenesis; regulation of transcription by RNA polymerase II
Cellular component (GO): nucleus
Molecular function (GO): RNA polymerase II cis-regulatory region sequence-specific DNA binding; DNA-binding transcription factor activity, RNA polymerase II-specific
Source: RefSeq, a predicted model, not a curated record
UGCGGUGUAUACACUAUAAAGUGCACUCGGUCUAGUUUUUGUAAAUGUUUACCGUUUUGGAUCCGUAGCCCUUUGUGUCCUUUGAGAAAACGGAAAUAUCGACAGAGGUGGGAGAUAAGAUGAUGAAAGCAGCGGAUCCCGUCGUACAUCAGAGUAUAAGCAUCCAGCACCACCUUCACCACUUGCACGUCCACCAGCACAAUGUCGUCCUGCCGGAGGAGCCGAAACCGGAACCGCAGCCGGUCAAGAAGUCUUCGGGAGCGAGGAGGCAGGAGAAACCGCCUUACUCGUACAUCGCCCUCAUCGUCAUGGCCAUUCAGAACUCCCCGUCGAAGAGGCUCACCCUCUCCGAGAUAUACAGCUUCCUCCAGCAGAGAUUCCCUUUUUUCCGCGGGCCCUACCAGGGCUGGAAGAACUCGGUCCGUCACAAUCUUUCCCUGAACGAAUGUUUCAUCAAACUGCCCAAGGGUCUGGGCCGGUCGGGCAAAGGGCACUACUGGACGAUCGAUCCCGCUUCCGAGCUGAUGUUCGAAGAGGGCUCCUUCAGGAGGAGGCCGCGUGGGUUCAGGAGGAAAUGCCAGCAGGUGCGCGCCGUAGGGGGCACCCCGGGUUAUCAGGGAUACGAACAGCAACAGCAAAUCCUACAACAGCAGCAGGUCGUCCAGCCUCAAGUGCAACCUCAGGACCUCUACCCCGUCCAGCAGUACACUUACUCCGAUUAUCCGGCCUAUCCGACCGGCGACAGGGACCAGUCCUGGGGGAGGUACGUCCAACAGCCGGAGCUGCACGACGUCCACAUGCAAGAAUAUUAUCAACAGUACAUCCACCCGCAAGCCCAAACACCCGAAAACAGUUUGAGGGGCCUUCUUCAGAGCAUGGAUAGGAAGCCGUUCAUCGGGACGCCGACACCGCCGUCUCUUCUCCAGACGACGACGCCUUCUCCGGGUACCGUCCCAUUCUACGACACAUUCACGUAAUCGAGGAAUUCCAGGACGGGGCCAAGAAGAAGAAAAUCAAUUCGUACGUCAAUUUGAACUGCGUGCGUAUCUCAAAGAUCACGGGCAAUCUUAGAAUUUGAAAACGGGUUUACGAGGGCUCUUUUAUGAAAUCAAUCGGCACAUUUUUAUCAACUGAAUAUAAAUACAUACACGAUAUAUUAAAAAAUAAAAGGCGCAUUAAGCUAGGCUAAUUUUUAUUUUUUUAAAUAGAUUUUUUAGCCCUCCGGAUCAACGGAUUUCUUCCUUCCUAGAGGUCCUUCAGCUAGAGUCAUAUGCUAAACCGUAAAAUUUUACGUUAAAAAAACAACUGAAAUAUUUAUUAUUAUUACACUUUAGAAAUUAAACUCAUGUAAUAAAGGUUUUGUGGGUGUGUUUUACAAUGUGUUCUCUUAGAAAAAAAAUUUCAAAAAAUUAAAUUGUAAACUUUUUCUGAAGUAAAGUUCAUCAUUCAAAAUUCAUCAAGCAUAAUAUCCCCCUAUGUGGAAAUAUUCCAUAAUCACUCUUAUACCUAAAUCCAUCAAAUUUUCCAGCCAUAUAUACUCUAACGACUUACCAUGUACUUAUUCCAGUAAUGUUCAAAGUCCUUGAAAGACUCCUUUUAAAAUACCCAAUGUCCAUCUUAGAUUUUACAUACUUCGCAGCAAUUUGGUUUCCCUCAUCGUCCACGAGAACAGAUUACUGCUCGGGUGCAUUGUAAGACGACACCCCAACAGGGGCACUCAGGAGUUCAUUUCGAACUAAAGCUCCCCCUGAACCCACUCAUGACCAAGUCGGUAAGGUUAUCGGAAGUCAGACCGGUCCAGACCGACGAACUCAAUCCUACAUGCAAUUUAUACUCCAGGCCAUCCCAACACCAUGCUUAACAUUGCCUUUGUCAAGUUUAACCCAAUAUUUCGACCCAUCGUUGACGCCACCUCUACUUCUUCGCAUCCCAAGAAACCUCCAAGUCGCCUCAAACGAUGGACUCUAGACCUCUUCGCUUGGACCUGUUAACAAAUUGACUGCAUCGGCUGGCAUCGCAUAACACUUGUCCUUUGGGUGCAAAACCUAGAUAGAUUUAUAAAGUAGGGUGUAAAAAUCUUUUUAAGCAUAACAGCUCAUAAAUUUCUUGUAUUUCUCUUUGCGUCAAUUUUUAAAAUUAAUAAAAGAAUCAUUUUUAUUUUUGAAAAAAAAAUUAAUUCAAGUCAAGGUAUUGCGUCUUUUAUUUUUGUCAAAUAUCAAACAUGAAGCAGAUUUUCAUUGGGAACUUCAUAAAAUUAAGCAUUCUAGUCUUUUUUUAAUUUUUAUUGUAUUAUUACAUAACAGUAUGUAAGAUUUUUUCCUACCGGCCAUUUUAAGACUUUAUGUUAAACAAUGUAAAAAAUGGAGUACAAUAGAGUAAAAAAAUCAUUAUACAUCAUACAUACAAUCAUUAUACAUCAUAGAUUGUAAUUACACUUAUCAAGUAAUUAUUUUUAUGGAAAUUGUAUGUCGAAAUUGUACCUUUUCAUGUAAAGCUCUUUAUUCUUCGAUGAAAAUACUGUGAAUUAACUUUUUUUUUUAAAGUAAAUUGUAUUUUUUAAGUGUGCUUCUACUUUCUACAUAAAACUUGUACUCAUUUUAAUAAACAGGAAAACAAUCUAAACUCAGUUAAUAAUGUAUAUUUUUGAGUUCAGCCCAAUUUAUCUAUUUUGUAAAAUACAUGAUCCAUUACAAAACUGAGCUUCGCCGAUGAAAGCCCGUUAAUUUAUUGUUAUCUUAAGAUUUUUGUAAGACGGCUUCUACCAAAAGAUACAAUCUCAUGGUAGCUUUAGUUUUUUUUUAUAUAUUCGAAAUAUAUUAUAUGGUUUUUAAUUUGUUAUGUGUAGAAUAGAGAUUUUUUUUAAAUGUUGUUCCUUCUCUCAUCUAUAAUUUUACUAUCAUCAAGACGAAGAUAAAUAAAGUGCAAUUUUGUAACAAUUAUUCAAUGGAUUUUGUCGUUAAAUUGCCUACGAUAACUGUGAUAUAAAAGUUGGCAGUUCGUGCACAGAUUUGCAAUAAAAAAUUUAGUAAUCGAAUAUUUUUCAGCUUUCAUUAAAAUUUUAAAAAUCGCAAAACAA